AUGGAAGGAGCCAAUCGUGCGUACGCAUCCACGUUCAGGCAAAGAAUGGAUGACAUUCUGCAUACAAACGUCGAGACAGCACACGAUGGAAGCACCCCACGUGCCUCGCAGCACAAUUCACCGGAACCUGCGCUAGCACCGCAGGAUUCUGCAUCGCAAGUCAGAGGACCUGCAUCCCCGACACCAUCACUCCUACCAGCAUAUGUUCCCCCCAUCUGGGAGUUUGACGGACACCAAUUUGAGCAUCUAGAAGAUGCGCUCAGACAGUCCGCUCCCGGCGAAGUUCCGGAUCACAUCCGAGAAUGGGUGAUCAUCGCAAUGAAGCUUACGGUCAGCACUGAAGUCGCCAAGGUCUACAAUGAGGCAGUUCUCCAGACGGAGAUCGGAAAGCUCAAAGAUAGGAUCCUCGCGCAAGAUGCACAUAUGGUGGUUUUGAAUGAUGAGCUCACGGAAACCCAGGCGGCAAUGCUCGAUACAGGCAAAGAAAUGAUGGAAAUCAAGGCAGCUAAUGUCAAGCUGCGGCACGAGCUAGCUUCGCUCAAAGCAAGCGGCGUCACUGCAAUGCAAGGUCAAACAUCCAGAACGGAAGUCUGGAGGACUGGCUCCAACAACUCGGGCAAAGGAAGUCUGGAGGACUGGCUCCAACAACUCGGUAUAUGGAUGCGGUGGAAUGAGAUCAACAAUGACGAACACAAGAUUACCACGGCCCUGCUGCACUUGGAAGGUGGCGCAUUCACCUACAUGUCCGAAUACGCAACCAGGGCAGCAGCACGGCAGGCACUUGGCACACGGGAAGACUUCGUCAACAUUCUCAAAGUAAACUACAGGACCCUCGACCCGGACAAGGAUGCGCAGCAGCAUUUAAAGGAUAUCUGCAACAAGAUGUAUCCCACCAUGGUAUCUUUCACAGAACAGUUCCAUCAAUGGGCCACUAAGACCAACUUAGGGCACACUGCACUCAUCGGUUACAUUGCUGAACAUCGAAGCAAGGAGGUACGCCAGGCAAUGGUUACAAGAGACAGUCUAGGAAUUUCCGACCCCAUCACAUGGCCGGAGUACCUCGACCUAUGCCUUCAACUGGAAUCUAAGUUCAGGGCUGAUAAGGCAGGACAGCGCGGAACGGCAACAACGUCAUCAUCAUCGGCACCAUGGACCCUGAAAGACCCCAACGCAAUGGUUGUGGAUCGAGUAUCCACCCUCACCAAGGAGCAAGAAGGAUGGCUGGAGAAGAAGCUGUGUGUACGAUGUGGGCAACACCCCUUCGUUUUUAAACAGCGAUGCCCAGACCCCAAGUACAAAGGCAAAUUCGAAAUGCCAAAGUGGGGCCAAGCAACAAGGGCAAUUUCUUCAAACAUGGACUCAGACAUCUCCGACGACAGCAAGGCGAGAUACAAAGCAGUCUGUGCUUUCAUCGCCAGCUAUGACAUGAAGGGAAAGGACAAGGAGGCAGAACCGGAACCAGCUGUCAAAGCAGCUAGGAUCACGGAGGUAGAAGAUGAUGAGGAUUUUCUUUGGCGGGUUCUCUGA
Molecule: messenger RNA, 1527 nt
Organism: Laetiporus sulphureus 93-53
Lineage: Eukaryota; Fungi; Basidiomycota; Agaricomycetes; Polyporales; Laetiporaceae
Exons: 3
Coding region: 1-1527 (508 amino acids)
Source: RefSeq, a predicted model, not a curated record